This is a messenger RNA of Phycomyces blakesleeanus NRRL 1555(-), 4941 nucleotides long. RefSeq lists its product as hypothetical. Gene Ontology annotation, biological process: receptor-mediated endocytosis; Golgi to endosome transport; intracellular protein transport. The transcript is spliced from 15 exons. The record is from RefSeq and is a predicted model, not a curated record. NCBI's taxonomy places the organism in Eukaryota, Fungi, Mucoromycota, Mucoromycetes, Mucorales, Phycomycetaceae. The coding region runs from base 1 to 4941 and encodes 1646 amino acids. Gene Ontology annotation, molecular function: clathrin light chain binding; structural molecule activity. Gene Ontology annotation, cellular component: clathrin coat of coated pit; clathrin coat of trans-Golgi network vesicle; actin cortical patch.
AUGAGUGAGGUCUUACCUAUAAAAUUUCAGGAACAUGCGCAGCUGCAAUCGCUUGGUGUCAAUUUGGCUAACAUCGGGUUCAAUACUCUAACCAUGGAGUCCGAUCGCUUUAUUUGUAUACGUGAACAAGUGAAUUCCACAAACCAAGUUGUCAUUGUUGAUUUAUACAACGAAAAUGAAGUAAUGCGACGACCUAUUACAGCCGAUUCUGUCAUUAUGCACCCAACUGUUAAAGUCAUGGCACUCAAGGCCCAAAGACAGCUUCAAGUUUUCAAUUUGGAAAUGAAAUCAAAACUCAAGUCAUAUAUCAUGCCCGAAGACAUAGUAUUCUGGAAAUGGAUUGAUAUUAAGACACUCGCUUUAGUAACUGAGAAUGCUGUUUACCAUUGGCCUAUUGAAGGAACUUCUGCUCCCGUUAAGAUGUUUGAUCGUCACACAAGUUUAUCAGGUUGUCAAAUCAUCAAUUAUCAUACAUCUUCCGAUGAAAAGUGGCUUGUCUUAAUUGGUAUCUCAGCUCAGCAAGGAAGAGUGAUAGGAGCAAUGCAACUCUAUUCGAAGGAAAGAGGUGUAAGCCAGCCAAUUGAAGGUCACGCAGCUGCCUUUGCUGAACUUAAGUUGGAUGAUGGUAUUGAGCCAACAAAGUUGUUCACAUUUGCUGUUCGUUCAGCUAGUGGCUCUGCCAAACUUCAAAUAAUAGAGGUUGACCAUAAAGAAGGAAAUUAUAUCUUUCAAAAAAAGGCUGUCGAUAUUUUCUUUCCUCCAGAGGCUGCAUCUGACUUUCCAGUAGCAAUGCAAAUAAGUCAUAAAUAUGGAAUUAUUUAUCUUGUCACAAAGAUGGGUUAUAUCCACCUAUAUGACCUUGAGACAGGUACUUGCAUUUACAUGAACCGUAUCAGCUCAGAAACUAUCUUUGUUACGGCGGAGCAUAAGGCUACGUAUGGUAUAAUUGGAGUCAACAAAAAGGGCCAGGUUCUUUCGGUCACUUUGGACGAAAACACCGCUGUUCCUUACAUAAUAAACAACCUCAACAACACUGAAUUAGCCAUCAAACUGGCAUCCCGCGGAGGAUUGCCUGGAGCUGAUAAUUUAUAUGAAAAGCGAUUCGAGCAACUCUUCAAUGCAGGCGCAUAUGGAGAAGCUGCCAAAGUGGCUGCAGCCUCUCCCAGAGGAAUACUGCGCACAAAGCAAACAAUUGAUCGCUUUCGACAAAUUCCUGCCACACCAAAUCAACUUUCUCCAAUAUUACAAUACUUUGGAAUCCUCCUAGAAAAAGAACGCCUAAACAAAUACGAGUCUUUGGAGCUUGUUAAGCCGAUAUUACUUCAAAACAAAAAACACUUGCUCGAAAAAUGGUUAAAGGAUGAUAAACUAGAAUGCAGUGAGGAAUUAGGUGAUUUUGUCAAACAGUAUGAUUCUGUCUUGGCUUUAUCAGUAUAUUUGCGUGCAGAAGUCCCUAGUAAGGUGGUCAUUUGCUUUGCUGAGAACCGUCAAUAUGAUAAGAUACUUUCUUAUUCAAAAAGUGUAAAUUACACACCCGACUAUGGAUCUUUGCUUUACAAUAUUGCUCGUGUGGAUCCCGACAAGGCUUCAGAUUUUGCUACAGCUUUAGUGAAUACCGACAACGGUCCUUUGGUAGAGCCCGAAAAAGUAGUGGAUGUAUUCAUGUCCCAAAAUAUGAUCCAGCAAGCGACAGCUUUCCUUUUGGAGUAUCUUAAAGACGAUAAGCCAGAAUAUGCUGCUUUAGAGACACGUGUUCUUGAAAUGAAUCUAAUCCACGCACCACAAGUUGCAGAUGCCAUCCUGUCUUCAAACUUGCUCCAUCACUAUGAUCGUGUAGUAGUUGGAAAUUUAUGUGAAAAGGCCGGCUUAUAUCAAAAGGCAUUAGAACACUUUACAGAUGUUCACGAUAUUAAGAGAAUUAUCCCGUACACUCAUUUGAUCAAUUCAGAAUGGCUUGUGUCUUAUUUUGGUACUCUCUCAGUUGAGAAUACGUUGGAAUGUCUCAAAGAGAUGAUGUCAAACAAUUUGCGACAGAAUCUUCAGAUAGUGGUUCAGGUUGCCAUUAAAUAUUCUGAUCAAUUGGAGCCUCAUAAAAUAAUUGAUCUUUUCGAAACUUUUAAAAGCAAUGAAGGAUUGUAUUAUUACUUGGGAUCCAUUGUGAAUGUCAGUCAAGACCCUCUAGUACAUUUCAAGUACAUCCAAGCUGCAUGCAUCACCGGCAACGUUCGUGAGGCCGAGCGUAUAUGUCGAGAGAGCAAUUACUAUGAUCCAGAAAAGGUCAAGAACUUUUUAAAGGAAGCCAGACUCAGUGAUCAAAUUCCUCUCAUUAUUGUCUGUGAUCGGCAUGGAUUUGUCCAUGAUCUUGUGUUAUAUCUUUACCACAAUAACCUCCAAAAUUUCAUUGAGGUGUAUGUCCAAAAGGUCAACCCUUCUCGUACUCCUGAAGUAAUUGGCGCACUAUUGGAUGUCGGGUGUGAUGAAGAUACCAUAAAAAACCUUUUACUUUCUGUUAAAGGUGAUGUUCCGGUUGGAAAGUUGUGUGAGGAAGUCGAACAAAGGAAUCGACUCAAGUUGCUGCUUCCUUGGUUGAAUAUGAAAGCCACAGAGGGAAGCACUGACCCUCAAGUGUAUAAUGCUUUAGCCAAGAUUUACAUCGAUACAAAUAACAACCCUGAGCCAUUCUUGAAAGAGAACGAGUAUUACGAUCCACACGUUAUCGGAAAGUACUGCGAAAAGAGAGAUCCGUAUCUUGCCUACAUAUGUUAUGAAAAGGGUCAAUGUGAUUAUGAACUUUUAAAAGUAACUUCGGAUAACGCAAUGUUUAAGCAUCAAGCGCGGUAUCUUGUAAACAGACGAGACGAGUCCCUUUGGGCAUAUGCUCUUCAAGAAAGUAACGAUAAUCGUAAAGAGCUUAUUAACCAGAUUGUUUCAACCGCACUUCCAGAAUGUACAGAGCCUGAUGAUGUUUCUGAUACUGUCAAAGCCUUCAUGACAGCUAAUCUUCCUAAUGAGUUGAUUGAACUUUUGGAAAAGAUUAUGCUCGAGACAAGUCCCUUUAAUGACAAUAAAACACUGCAGAACCUACUCAUAUUUACUGCAGUUAAGGCUGACCCUUCAAGAGUUAUGGACUAUAUCUCUCGUUUGGAUAACUUUGAUGCGUCUGAGGUUGCUGAAGUGUGUAUUGGCGAGGAAAUGUACGAAGAGGCAUUCGCUAUAUACAAAAAGUAUAAAGUCAACGGCAAUGCAAUUUCUGUCCUUAUUGAGAAUAUUAAAGAUCUUGACCGUGCUUAUGAAUUCGCGGAAGCUUGCAAUGACCCCGAGGUUUGGAGCAAACUUGCAAAAGCACAACUAGAUAGCAUGCAAAUUAAGAAUGCAAUUGAUUCUUAUAUCCGUGCCAAUGAUACAUCAAACUAUAUCCAAGUAACACAAAGCGCAUCUCUUGACAACAAGUACGAAGAUCUUGUUCGCUAUCUUCAGGUAGCACGCGAGAACUCGCGUGAACCUUUUAUCGAAACUGAGCUUGUAUUUGCCUAUGCGAAGACAGAUAGACUGGAUGAUCUCAAAGAUUUCGUUGCCUCGCCAAACAUAGCUCAGAUUCAACAAGUGGGAGACAAAUGUUAUCAAGAACACAUGUUUGAGGCUGCCAAGGUUUUAUAUAGCAGUAUAUCCAAUCACGCCUGUCUUGCCCAAACACUUGUGCAGCUCAAAGACUAUCAGGGUGCGGUUGACUGCGCUCGCAAAGCCAACAGCACAAAAGUGUGGAAAGAACUCAGUGUCGAGUGCAUCUUACACCAUGAGUUCCGCCUUGCCCAAAUUUGUGGCUUACAUAUCAUUGUCAACGCAGAAGAACUGGAUGCUCUGGUCAAAAUAUAUGAAAAUAAUGGAUUUUUCGAAGAGUUAAUCCAGUUGCUUGAAACAGGUCUGGGUCUUGAGAGAGCCCAUAUGGGUAUGUUCACAGAUUUGGCUAUUUUGUAUUCGAAAUAUGCUCCUGAAAAGAUGAUGGAGCAUUUGAAACUCUUUGUUUCUCGAAUCAAUAUUCCCAAGGUUAUCCGAGCUUGUAUUGAUGCUCAUCUAUGGCGUGAGUUGAUAUUCUUGUAUGUAAAUUACGAUGAGUUUGAUAAUUCCGCCAAUGCUAUGAUGGAGCACGCUUCUCAGUCUUGGGAACACUCUGCUUUCAAAGAUAUUGUUGUAAAGGUGCCAAACGUUGAGACAUACUACAAAGCUCUUCGAUUUUAUCUAGACGAGCACCCUCUUCUGUUGAAUGAUCUCCUCGCUGUUAUGGUACCCCGUAUCAGACACAGUCGUGUCGUGCAGAUAUUUGAAAAGUCUGACAAUAUACCUUUGAUAAAACCUUACCUUGUGUCUGUCCAGGAAGUAAAUGACAAGAUUGUCAACAAGGCAUUGAAUGACUUGUUUAUUGAAGAAGAAGAUUAUGAAUCACUGCGAUACUCUCUUGAUAAUUAUGAUAAUUUCGAUGCUUUGGAUAUUGCCCAGAGUUUGGAGAAGCAUGAACUAUUGGAAUUCCGCCGAAUUUCUGCCCAUAUUUACAAGAAGAACAGACGUUGGAGACAAUCGAUUAACUUGUCCAAGCAAGACCGUCUGUUCAAGGAUGCUAUGACUACUGCUGCAGAAUCAAAAGAUAGAGAGGUAGCACUGGAUCUUAUCCAAUACUUUAUUGAUAUUGGAAAGCGUGAAUGCUUUGCUGCUAUGCUCUAUUCAUGUUAUGAUAUUCUUCGUCCUGAUAUUGUAUUGGAGCUGUCUUGGCGUCAUGGCUUGAACGAUUUUUCUAUGCCUUAUAUGAUCAACAACCUUAAAGAGCAAUUCGACAAGAUUGAACUGUUGGAGAAGGAAGUGUAUCAGCUCAAACAAGCGUCCAGCAAAAAGGAUGUGGAAGAUACCACUAUGCCAAACUCCUUUCAAAAUACUAGACUAUUAAUGUAA